AUGAUCUCAUCGUCGUCAUGUUCUACUCACCAGGUAUAUUUGUCUCUGCAGUAUGAAAAAGCUGCUUCUAUCUUGAGUAGUCAUGAUCCUCCGGUUAUAUUGGCUAAAAUUGACGCCGAUGAUGAGAACAACAAAUACAUUGCUGCAGAAUUUGAAGUUAAGGUUUACCCAACAAUUAGGAUUCUUAGAAAUGGGGGAAAGAAUGUUCAAGAUUACAAAGGUCCCCGCGUAGCAGAUAGAAUCGCUGAUUAUUUGAAGAAACAAAGUGGUCCCGCUUCAACUGAAAUUAAAUCUGUUGAUGAUGCUACCGCUUUUAUUGAAGAUAAAGUUGCUAUUGUUGGAGUAUUUCCGAAAUUUUCUGGGGAGGAGUUCUAUAACUUCACUGUGUUAGCAGAGAAGUUGCGUGAUGACUAUGAGUUUGGUCACACUCUGAGUGCCAAACACCUUCCAAGAGGAGAAUCAUCAGUUGCUGGGCCCAUAGUUAGGUUAUUCAAGCCAUUUGACGAACUUUUUGUUGACUUUCAGGAUUUUCAUGUGGACGCUCUAGAGAAGUUUGUUGAACAAUCUAGUCAGCCUGUUGUGACUAUCUUUAACAAUGAUUUGAGAAAUCAUCCUUUUAUUACCAAGUUCUUCAGUAGUCCCAAUACAAAGGUAAUGUUGUUUAUCAACUUCACUGCCGAAGGUGCUGAAACUUUCGCAUCAAAAUUCCAAGAAACUGCCGAGCAAUACAGACAACCAGGUGUAAGCUUUCUGUUGGGAGAUGUCAGCUUUAUUAAAGAUUCUUUACAGUAUUUUGGAGUGAAGGAAGAUCAAGUACCUCUAAUUUUGGUACAACAUAUUGAUCGGAAGAAAUUUCUCAAACCCAAUUUGGAAGCUGAUCACAUUUUAACUUGGUUCAAGGCAUACAAGGAUGGAAAUAUUGCACCUUAUUUUAAGUCUGAACCUAUUCCUGAAGUUAACGACGAACCUGUUAAAGUGGUAGUUGGGAAAAGCUUCCAGGACAUAGUUUUCAACUCUGGGAAGAAUGUUCUGCUGGAGUUUUAUUCUCCCUGGUGUCCUUACUGCACAGAGUUGGAUCCAACAAUGGAGGAAGUUGCUGUUUCAUAUCAAAGUGAUGCUGAUGUUAUUAUUGCAAAAAUGGAUGGAAUUGCCAACGAUAACCCAAGUGAUUCCUUUGAAGCCACACGUUAUCCAACUAUUUACUUCAGGUCAGCAAGUGGAAAGAUAUCAAAAUACGAUGGCAAUAAGACCAAGGAAGACUUCAUAGAAUUCAUUGAAAAGAAUAGGGAGAAACCUGUUCAUCAAGAACAAGAAAAGGGUGAGAAAGAAAAUGUAAAAGAUGAGCUUUGA
Messenger RNA from Sphenostylis stenocarpa, 1350 nucleotides. The record is from the annotation of a GenBank genome assembly. Lineage: Eukaryota; Viridiplantae; Streptophyta; Magnoliopsida; Fabales; Fabaceae.